Microplitis mediator is the source of this 2033-nucleotide messenger RNA. RefSeq lists its product as uncharacterized. The transcript is spliced from 2 exons. Bases 109 to 1863 code for a protein of 584 amino acids. Lineage: Eukaryota; Metazoa; Arthropoda; Insecta; Hymenoptera; Braconidae. The record is from RefSeq and is a predicted model, not a curated record.
ACAAGAACUGAAAAAUAAUUUUUGGUUGCCAGUAUACCUGUAGUCGUUGCACUGAUCAGUCGAUAGUUUUGUGAUAAAUUAUUUCUCAAGUGAAUUAAAUUAUUAACCAUGGGACGUGAUUCUAGAAAGGUUUCAAGAGAACUUCGGAGUUCUGAAAAAAUUAAUAAGUCGCGUUCAGUCAAAAGAAAGAAUGUUUUUAAUCCGAAAACAGCCGAACGUGAUGAAAGUAUUCAGAGUACAUCUUCUAAAAAAUUAAAACAAAACACUGAAGAUGAUGUACCUGAAGACAGCAGUACUGAAUUUCGAAUAAUAAAUUUUAUUCAGGUAUUCACUGCAAUUUCUGCUCUUAUAAAAUGUAAAAAAUGUGAUGGAAAUGUAGUGUUUCAAACAGCAAGUACACGUGGGCUGGGAUUCAAAAUUGUAGUUGCAUGUAAUAACUGUGGAAAUGAAUAUAUUCCUUCCUGUUCUUUCGUUGGGCAUUCUUAUGAAAUAAACAGACGUUUCAUUUUUGUAAUGAGAAUACUAGGAAUAGGAUACGAAGGAUUGUGCAAGUUUUGCGGCCUGAUGGACAUGCCGUCUUUUUUAGAUAAAUCUACGCAUACAAUUUUACUGAAACAGAUUUUGAAUUGUAGUAAAGCCGUCGCAGAAACCUUCAUGACGAAAGCUGUGAAUGAAGAAAAGCAAGCAAUGCCAACAACUGAAAAUGAAGAUAUAAAUCAUCUAACUGUAUCGGGAGAUGGAACCUGGCAAAAACGGGGAUAUACAUCGUCAUUUGGAGUUUCUUCUAUAAUUGGCUAUUUUACUGGAAAGAUUCUUGACAUAAACAUUAAAAGUGCAUAUUGUAAGCUAUGUGAGUAUUGGAAAAAAAAAACAAAUACUGUUGAGUUCGAGGAAUGGUAUCAAUCGCAUGAAGAUGUGUGUUCUGCUAAUCAUCAAGGGUCUUCUGGGAAAAUGGAGGUGGAUGCGAUGGUCGAAAUGUUUUCGUAUUCUGAAACUAAAUAUGGAGUUAAGUAUGCCAACUAUAUUGGUGAUGGUGACUCCAAGACCUAUUCAGGAAUUAUAAAAUCAGAUCCUUACGAAAAUACAACUGUAAAUAAAAAGGAAUGUAUAGGGCAUGUCCAAAAGCGGAUGGGGAGUCGAUUACGUACGCUGAAGAGUAAACAAAAAGGUCUUGGUGGUCGAGGUAAGCUCACAGGAAAAUUAAUAGACAAACUAACUGUGUACUAUGGUUUAGCAAUACGCCGGCAUUGUGAUUCUAUUGAAAAUAUGAAAUCUGCUAUAAUGGCAACCUUUUAUCACUACGGCUCGAGUGAUGAAAAACCGAAUCAUGAUAUGUGUCCAAAAGGCGAAGAAUCUUGGUGCUCUUACCAGCGCGCUGAAGCAAGAGGAGAGCUUGAUACCUUUUCUCACGAUUAUUCUCCUUUACCUUCUGAUGUUUUAAAAGCUAUCAAGCCUAUAUACGAAGAUCUUAGUAAUGAAAAUUUACUUUCAAGAUGUGUAGGUGGAUUCAAUCAGAAUAAUAAUGAAAGCUUUAACCAACUAGUAUGGAAAAUAUGUCCAAAAACGGUAAAUACUAGUUUUACUAUCGUACAAAUAGCUGCAUACGUUGCUAUGUGUAUAUUUAAUGAGGGUAUAAAUUCAUUAUUAGUCUUGAUGAAUACACUAGGACUUAAUUGUGGGCCUAAUUCUCAUCGGUAUGCAGAAAGAAUGGAUGCUGCACGUAUCAAAGUAGCAGAUAAGCGCGCUAAUGAUAACACCCGAGAAGGUCGAUUGCAACGUAGGCACCAGCAAAUCGAUAUUUUGGAAGCUGCUAUGUCGGCUGAAGAGCUAUUAUAUGGUCCAGGAAUAGAUGACUCAGUAUGAAUCUCCAAGGACUUAUGAUGAUCACCGCAAAGGACUUCGGGAGGAACGGGCUCUACAAAAACAGCGAUAACUUUUUGAAUUAUUAAUUUUUUUUUUUGAAAUUUUCGUGAAGUCAAAUCGAAACGUGUUCUAAUAAAGCUAUGUUUUUAUUUUUGUCAAAUAAAGUAAUU